UCGGACACAUCCGAUUUAUAGACUACGGUAUAUGCCGUCGUUUCGGUAUUUUCAUUAAUCGAAAGAAAAACAAAAAAAGAAAAAACGCCAAAUCAAGUGAAUUGUGAAUGGUGUAUUUUUGGAUAAUAGAAAAAGAAUUCAGAAUUCAACCAAAAAAUAAAAAUAUUUGAGUUGUUCUUUGUUUUUGCAUUCUUGUGUUAGAGUAUGUAUACAAGGUGUUUGUAUUUGUGAAUGUUUGUGCGUUUGUUAUCUACCCAAAACCACAUGGGAAAUUACAAUUAAGGUCUUAUUGGCGCCAAUUCAAAGAAUACAAAGAAUUGUCUGGAAUGUGGAAAAAGUUUUUUUACCAAAUUUAAAAAAAAAAAAUGUGCCAACUUCCAAGUGUCUCAAAGCGAAAGCCACAUAUUUCUGUAUCGGUGCUAAGUGUUGUCAAAUAUUAAACAAAAAUCGAAAAGAAAAAAUUUUUUUAAACAUCAAAAGCCCGUACACAUUUCUGUGUUAAGAUGUUCAUUUGAACGUGUUCUUUAAAGCAAUAACUCAUCCAGGGCGGCCAGCGGAAAGCAUAAUAAAGAGAACUUUUUGCUGAAAACAAAAACAAACCUCAUCAUAAGCAACAACAAAGAAUUUCCUUACGCCAUCAAAUCAGUCGGAAAGAGAAAUAAUAACAGCAAUGUCUAGCAAAGCAGCCAAGAAAUCAAUUUGUAAUGCAAUUUAAAAUUCCUUAAAGUGUCAAAAAAAUACAUAACAACGAUAGCAAUGAGUGAUAAAUUUAAGCAUUAAGUGCUACAAAUAUUUCUUAGAAAAAUUGACCCAACAAGUAAAUCCAACACUAAAUAUACUCCAGAACGCCCAACAUUGUACAACUUCUCACAUUAUACAACGCUCCAGCAAAACAUCCUCAAUCUUCAAAUACUCGCUCAUUGGUAUACCGUUUUCCAGCCAAUAUUAUACCACUUCAUAGCUGUGUCAAAUUAACUGCACCAAAAUAGGUACACGUUUGCGAGAACAUCGUGAAAAUAAAACCAAUAUGAUUUAUAUCGAUGAUUCAGAACCGGAAGGUGAAUUGGAACCUGCGUUUCCCUACCGUGAUGUCACCAUACAAAGGGAUGUGGAUGCCCAUAAAUUAUACGAUAUAUUAGGAGAAGUUGGGCGGGGCAAAUUUGGUGUAGUUUACAAAUGUCAAGACAAAAGCAAUGGCCUCAAAUUGGCUGCUAAAUUCGUUCCCAUACCCAAGCGUGAGGAUCGACGCAAUGUUGAAAGAGAAGUGGAGAUUAUGAAUUCCCUGCAGCAUCAUUUGAUCACACAGCUGUAUGCUGCCUAUGAAUAUCAAAAAAUGAUGUGUGUGGUGCAAGAAUUAGUAGAAGGCGGUGAACUUUUUGAUCGUGUGGUCGAAGAUGAAUUUGUCCUUACCGAACGUGUUUGUGUGGUUUUCAUACGCCAAGUGUGUGAAGCCAUGGAGUUUAUACAUCGCAACAAUAUCCUGCAUCUUGAUUUGAAGCCUGAGAAUAUAUUGUGCCUAACCCAAGAGGGCAACCGCAUCAAAAUCAUUGAUUUUGGUUUGGCAAGAAAAUUUGAUCCAGACAAGAAAUUACAGAUCCUUUUUGGUACCCCGGAAUUUGUGGCUCCCGAAGUUGUUAACUUUGAUUGCAUCUCUUAUGGCACAGAUAUGUGGAGUGUGGGUGUCAUUACAUAUGUACUCAUUUCUGGACUUUCGCCAUUUAUGGGGGAAACGGACAUCGACACCAUGGCCAAUGUUACCAUAGCCAAAUAUGAUUUUGAGGAUGAAUCCUUUAGCAGUGUUUCACCCGAGUGCAUUGACUUUAUAUCGAAGUUAUUGGUAAAAGACUUAAAUACCCGCAUGACCGCCGAACAAUGCCUAAAACACAAAUGGCUGCAAAGACGUUCAAAAACUCCGCCUAAAAUUUUACCCAAGCCUUUAAAUGUACCACCGGUAUCAUUAAAAGCCACCACACCUUCGCCUAUACCACCCAGUAUCGAUGGGGAUCACACUUCAGAAACUUCGGGUGAUAAUGAAGACAAUGAAGACAUAACAGGGACAAAAGAACUGGAUACAACAAAGGAUAAUUUGAAAAAUUUCAUAGAACGCUGGGAGGAACAUCCAAACAGCCCUUAUGUUUUCGAUGUCGAGGGAAAUGUUAUAGCACCGCUCAGCGAGACAGAAUACAAAAAGGCUCAUGCUCCCGACAGCAUAUCAUCGUCAAGAGUCUGCUCACCUUCACCCUGCGAAUCCUUGGACACCGUUACCGAUGAUGAAUCCUGUUUGCCCAACUUACACGACAACGAUGAGCCACCGACCCCCAUUAAUGAGUCCCGCGAACAUUUAUUCCCCUUCUCGCCCAGUGGGGCCGCUACGCCCACACCACAAAACAUUAACAAUCCCUUUGGUAUACGCUUUGAUGAUUUUAAUGGCAGUCCCAUGAAUUCGCAACAGCGCUCUCUGAAAUCCUAUCUUCAUACAUUCGAUCGCCGCAACUCGGAUACCAACUACCUGCUGGGCAGAAGAUCUUCAGGAGAACGUGUUAACUUGGCCGAUGAGAUUAAAAAGCUGUCAGAUCAUUUGCUAAUGUUGGCCCAAAUCAAUACGAAACUGAAUAAAGAAGCCGAAAAGGAGAAGGACAGUGAGACGGAGAAAAAGGAUAAAGAGAAGAAGCCCAAGACUAAGAAGCCCAAAGAAGCCGCAGGGGUGGGUGAAAAGAAAACUACAGCAAAGAUGGCGGACACUAACAAGGUCGUAAAAGACACAGCAGCCAAGACAUCGGCCAAAGUUUCCAAAGCUUCGACUGCUACAACAGCUACUACUACCUCAAGCAAAACUAUAGCAAGUACAUCGUCCCAGGUUACAUCAGAGGCCAAAUCGUCAACAACAACAACAACCACAACAGCCUGCACCACCAAUAGCUUCUUCAAUAAUCUCAAUCCGGGCAAAAGUCGAACCAGCAACUUGUCGUGGCGCUUGCAGAAAACCAUCGAUGAUACACCUAAAUUGAGUGCAACAGCGGCAGCGGCGCCCACCCCUAUGCCCAGAAAAUCUUCCGUUACCACCAUGACAACUGGUAAUGCCCAAAGUUCAGCGGAAAGAUUUCAGGAGGCGGCCAGCAUAAAACGUGCCAAAUUCCGCAUCAAUCAAAUGAGCCGCGAUGUCCCUGUGGGUUUGCCCAACACGCAUCAGCCCGUCAAUCUGGAAGAGGCAGCCAACAAUACCAAAGAUUGUCUACUCCAUUUGCUGGAGAAAUACAAUGAGUCCAAGACUCGCAAUCCCUUGGGACGCCACCAGAGUAUUGGGGCCAUUGACUGGAAUGUCAGUGACAAUUUGGAAUAUCGUUCCAUGAGCUCCAUCAAUGCCUUCUUCCAGCGGCACAAUAACAAUGGCAAUAUGGUUAAGCAAUUGCAGGCCCAACUUAAGGAGAAGAGUGGUUCUGGUGGUGGUGGUGUUGAUGAGUAGAAAAUGUAAAUUUUAGAAGUCAUAGCAGAAGUAUGAACUCUGAUAUUAUUAUUCGUAUGAAAAAUAAAAAAUUAAAUUUUCUUUUUAAUUGCCCCACCCUUAAUACUCGCAUAAACCAUUUUCAAAAAAAAGAAACCUUAAAGAGUUUAUAAAAAACAAGCUUCCAUGGAUGGCAGAGGAGCUAUUUGUCAGUUUCUUAAAUAUUUUUUUGUAAUCUUCCUGUCUCCAUCUAAGGCAGUAAACUUUCUUCAUUAGUUUAUGCUAUAAACUUAGUUAAAAUUCUUUGAUUAUGGGACGUUGUACUUAUAUAUUAUGUAACGAAAAAAAAACUUUAAAAUAUA
Molecule: messenger RNA, 3804 nt
Organism: Stomoxys calcitrans (stable fly)
Lineage: Eukaryota; Metazoa; Arthropoda; Insecta; Diptera; Muscidae
Product: probable serine/threonine-protein kinase fhkD
Exons: 11
Coding region: 1028-3463 (811 amino acids)
Biological process (GO): intracellular signal transduction; protein phosphorylation; positive regulation of apoptotic process
Cellular component (GO): nucleus
Molecular function (GO): ATP binding; protein serine/threonine kinase activity
Source: RefSeq, a predicted model, not a curated record